Molecule: messenger RNA, 7035 nt
Organism: Microcebus murinus (gray mouse lemur)
Lineage: Eukaryota; Metazoa; Chordata; Mammalia; Primates; Cheirogaleidae
Gene: RBBP6
Product: RB binding protein 6, ubiquitin ligase
Biological process (GO): mRNA processing; protein ubiquitination; ubiquitin-dependent protein catabolic process
Cellular component (GO): nucleus
Molecular function (GO): zinc ion binding; ubiquitin protein ligase activity; nucleic acid binding
Source: RefSeq, a predicted model, not a curated record
CCGCGCACGCCAGCUCCGCCCCGCGCGCGCCGCCCGUGCAAUCCCUGCUUAAGAGACCCCGGAGUGGGGCGCUCGCCCGAAGCCAGGCCGCGUCCGCCAUAGUGCCUGGCCUGGAGGUGUCGCCGACGCCUGGUGAGGGCCCCAGAGCGGCAGGGGGGCAAAACAAAAAGGGAGCCAUCGAAGCCCUCGCCGCUGCCCGGCGGUUUCCGGGCGUAUUCUCGCGGUUCUGGGCCUAAAGCCGACGGGAACGAAAGGCGAGAGAAGCGCGGAGAUCCGGCGAGAGGAAGCGUCAGGGAUCCUCGGCGGUGUCCCCGGGGUCCGCCGAAGCCACCGGGCCGCUGGCUGGGGCCCGGGGUGGUGAGGAAGUGCUUCGAGGCCUAGUGAGGCCUAGUACCGGCUUUGUGUCUGAGGCGGCGGCGGCGGCGGCGGCGGCGGGGGGGAGGCGGAGCCGGAGCCGAGGGCGGCCUGCGGGAAGGCCUCUCCUCCGCCGACCGCGCGUUUUCGGCCUAGGCCGCGGGGUCGCUCGUGGCCUCCGGGGAGCAGGCGAAAGGGGUUUGUGUGUGGUGGGGGCCUGGGCCUGGGGAAGCUGACGCCGGUCGUCCGGAAGCCAGGAGGAGGCGAGAGGCCGCUCGUGGACUCCGGGCCUAGGCCCUCUCCCCUCAACCUUCUCCCGGGGCCUGGGUCACCCCAAUCCACGGAAAGAGAGACCAGCCGGGAGGUGCGGCCGCGCUAUGGACCCCUGACCCCGUGGGGUCAUUCGGACUCUAACGUGUGGACUGACCGCUAUUGACUGCACCGCCUGUCCCCCGUCUCCUGCCGGCCCUUAGCAUGAGCGAGGGGGACCCAGCCGGGUGACAUUGUGCCCGUUGGCGGAUUCUCCAUUUCCCCUCUUCCCCAUCCUCGUCCUCUUAACUCCCACAUGAAGUGAUUCUGAGUAUCGGGGGGGUUCUGGAUUAUUGUUCUUACGAACCCCUGCUUGUGGUUGGGGGGUAUUUAAUCUGAGGCCUUAGGGUCCUUCGGUGUCUUUGAGUGUUUUAUGUGUGUACAUAUUUUGCUCGUAAGUUUAUAAAUAUACAUAUAUUGAGAGUGUCCACGUCUCCUCGCUGAACCUUAGGAAUCCUUUGGCACCAUGUCCUGUGUGCAUUAUAAAUUUUCCUCUAAACUCAACUAUGAUACCGUCACUUUUGAUGGGCUCCACAUCUCCCUCUGCGACUUAAAGAAGCAGAUUAUGGGGAGAGAGAAGCUGAAAGCUGCCGACUGCGACCUGCAGAUAACCAACGCGCAGACGAAAGAAGAAUAUACUGAUGAUAAUGCUCUAAUUCCUAAGAAUUCAUCUGUAAUUGUUAGAAGAAUUCCCAUUGGAGGUGUUAAAUCUACAAGCAAGACAUAUGUUAUAAGUCGAACAGAACCAGUGAUGGCAACUACAAAAGCAAUUGAUGACCCUUCCGCGUCUAUUUCUCUGGCCCAGCUUACAAAGACUGCCAAUCUGGCUGAAGCCAAUGCUUCUGAAGAAGAUAAAAUUAAAGCAAUGAUGUCGCAAUCUGGCCAUGAAUACGACCCAAUCAAUUACAUGAAGAAACCUCUAGGUCCACCACCUCCAUCUUAUACUUGUUUCCGUUGUGGUAAACCUGGCCAUUAUAUUAAGAAUUGCCCAACAAAUGGGGAUAAAAACUUUGAAUCUGGUCCUAGGAUUAAAAAGAGCACUGGAAUUCCCAGAAGUUUCAUGAUGGAAGUGAAAGAUCCUAAUAUGAAAGGUGCAAUGCUUACCAACACUGGAAAAUAUGCAAUACCAACUAUAGAUGCUGGGAGACUCCUCUUUCACAAAUUGGGAACAAUGGGGCAUAAGCAAAUUGAUACUUAUUUCUGGAAUCGUGGUGAUGUCUAUGGAGCAACUGCAACACAAAUAACACACCUAAGAGAAGCAUAUGCAAUUGGGAAGAAAGAGAAACCACCCUUCCUACCAGAGGAACCAUCUUCUUCAUCAGAAGAAGAUGAUCCUAUCCCAGAUGAAUUGUUGUGUCUCAUCUGCAAAGAUAUUAUGACGGAUGCCGUUGUCAUUCCCUGCUGUGGAAACAGUUAUUGUGAUGAAUGUAUAAGAACAGCACUCCUGGAAUCAGAUGAACAUACGUGUCCAACAUGUCAUCAGAAUGAUGUCUCUCCUGAUGCUUUAAUUGCCAAUAAAUUUUUACGACAGGCUGUUAAUAACUUCAAAAAUGAAACUGGUUAUACAAAAAGACUACGAAAACAGUUACCUCCACCCCCACCCCCUAUACCACCUCCGAGACCACUCAUUCAAAGGAAUCUACAACCUCUGAUGAGAUCUCCAAUAUCAAGACAACAGGAUCCUCUGAUGAUUCCAGUGACAUCUUCGUCAACUCACCCGACUCCUUCUAUAUCUUCAUUAACUUCUAAUCAGUCGUCUUUGGCCCCUCCUGUACCUGGAAAUCCAUCUUCUACUCCAGCGCCUGUACCUGAUAUAACAGCAACAGUAUCCAUAUCCGUCCAUUCAGAAAAAUCAGACGGACCUUUUCGAGAUUCUGAUAAUAAAAUAUUGCCAGCUGCAGCUCUUGCAUCAGAACACUCGAAGGGAACUUCCUCACUUGCAAUUACUGCUCUUAUGGAAGAGAAGGGUUAUCAAGUGCCUGUACUUGGAACCCCAUCUUUGCUUGGACAGUCAUUAUUGCAUGGACAGUUGAUCCCUACAACUGGUCCAGUAAGAAUAAAUGCUGCUCGUCCAGGUGGUGGUCGACCAGGUUGGGAACAUUCCAAUAAGCUUGGCUAUCUGGUUUCUCCACCACAGCAAAUUAGAAGGGGGGAGAGGAGCUGCUACAGAAGUAUAAACCGUGGGCGACACCACAGCGAAAGAUCACAGAGGACUCAAGGCCCAUCACUACCAGCAACUCCAGUCUUUGUACCUGUUCCACCACCUCCUUUGUAUCCACCUCCUCCCCAUACACUUCCUCUCCCUCCAGGUGUUCCUCCCCCACAGUUUUCUCCUCAGUUUCCUCCUGGCCAGCCACCACCUGCUGGGUAUAGUGUCCCUCCUCCAGGGUUUCCUCCAGCUCCUGCCAAUUUAUCUACACCCUGGGUGUCAUCAGGAGUUCAGACCGCUCAUUCAAAUACCAUCCCAACAACCCAAGCACCACCUUUAUCCAGGGAAGAAUUCUAUAGAGAGCAACGACGACUAAAAGAAGAGGAAAAGAAAAAGUCCAAGCUAGAUGAGUUUACAAAUGAUUUUGCUAAGGAAUUGAUGGAAUACAAAAAGAUUCAAAAGGAGCGUAGGCGCUCAUUUUCCAGGUCUAAAUCUCCUUAUAGUGGAUCCUCAUAUUCAAGAAGUUCAUAUACUUACUCUAAAUCAAGAUCUGGUUCAACACGUUCACGGUCUUAUUCUCGAUCAUUCAGCCGCUCACAUUCUCGUUCGUAUUCACGAUCACCUCCAUACCCCAGAAGAGGCAGAGGCAAGAGUCGAAAUUACCGUUCACGGUCUAGAUCUCAUGGAUAUCAUCGAUCUAGGUCAAGGUCACCCCCGUAUAGACGCUAUCAUUCACGAUCAAGAUCUCCUCAAGCGUUUCGGGGACAAUCUCCUAAUAAACGUAAUGUACCUCAAGGGGAAACAGAACGUGAAUAUUUUAAUAGAUAUAGAGAAGUUCCACCACCUUAUGACAUGAAAGCUUAUUAUGGGAGGAGUGUUGACUUUAGAGACCCAUUUGAAAAAGAGCGUUACCGAGAAUGGGAGAGAAAAUAUAGAGAGUGGUAUGAAAAAUAUUAUAAAGGUUAUGCUGCUGGAGCACAGCCUAGACCCUCAGCAAAUAGGGAGAACUUUUCUCCAGAGAGAUUUUUACCACUUAAUAUCAGGAACUCUCCCUUCACGAGAGGCCGCCGAGAAGAUUAUGUUGGUGGACAAAGUCAUAGAAGUCGAAACAUAGGUGGCAACUAUCCAGAAAAGCUUUCAGCAAGAGAUGGUCACAAUCAGAAGGACAAUACAAAAUCAAAAGAGAAGGAGAGUGAAAAUGCUCCAGGAGAUGCUAAAGGAAAUAAGCAUAAGAAACAUAGAAAAAGAAGAAAAGGAGAAGAAAGUGAAGGUUUUCUGAACCCAGAGUUAUUAGAGACUUCUAGAAAAUCAAGAGAACCAACAGGUGUUGAAGAAAAUAAAACAGACUCAUUGUUUGUUCUUCCAAGUAGAGAUGAUGCUACACCUGUUAGAGAUGAACCAAUGGAUGCAGAAUCCAUCACUUUUAAAUCAGUGUCUGAAAAAGACAAGAGAGAAAAAGAUAAACCAAAAGCAAAAGGUGACAAGACCAAACGGAAAAAUGAUGGAUCUACUGUCUCCAAAAAAGAAAGUGUAAAACCUGCUAAAGGACCCCAAGAAAAACUAGAUGGAGAGCGUGAAAAAUCUCCUCGAUCUGAACCUCCACUUAAAAAAGCCAAAGAGGAGACUCCAAAGACUGACAAUGCUAAAUCUUCAUCUUCCUCUCAGAAAGAUGAAAAGAUCAUUGGAACCCCCAGAAAAGCUCACUCCAAAUCAGCAAAAGAACACCAGGAGAUAAAACCAGUCAAAGAGGAAAAAGUAAAGAAGGACUAUUCCAAAGAUGUCAAAUCAGAAAAGCUAACUAAUAAGGAAGAAAAAGCCAAGAAGCCUAAUGAGAAAAAUAAACCACUUGAUAACAAGGGAGAAAAAAGAAAAAGAAAAACUGAAGAAAAAAGUGUAGAUAAAGAUUUUGAGUCUUCAAUGAAAGUCUCUAAACUAGAAGUAACUGAAAUAGUGAAACCAUCACCAAAACGCAAAAUGGAACCUGAUAUUGAAAAGUUGGAUAGGACCCCCGAGAAGGACAAAAUUUCAUCAUCAACAGCUCCAGCCAAAAAAAUCAAGCUCAACAGAGAAACUGGAAAAAAAAUUGGAAGUACAGAAAAUAUAUCUAAUACAAAAGAGCCUUCUGAAAAAUUGGAGUCAACAUCUAGCAAAGUUAAACAAGAAAAAGUCAAAGGAAAGGUCAGACGAAAAGUCACUGGGACUGAAGGAUCCAGCUCAACUCUUGUGGAUUAUACCAGUACGAGCUCAACGGGAGGCAGUCCUGUGCGGAAAUCUGAAGAAAAAACAGAUACAAAGCGAACUGUCAUUAAAACUAUGGAAGAAUAUAAUAAUGACAAUACAGCACCUGCUGAAGAUGUUAUUAUUAUGAUUCAGGUUCCUCAAUCCAAAUGGGAUAAAGAUGACUUUGAAUCUGAAGAAGAAGAUGUUAAAUCUGCACAGCCUAUCUCAAAUGUAGGAAAACCUGCUAGUAUCAUAAAAAGUGUUAGUACUAAGCCAUCAAAUACAGUCAAAUAUACUGAAAAAGAAAGUGAGCAAUCAGAGAAAAUUCAGAAAUUCACCAAGGAGGUGAGCCAUGAAAUUAUACAACAUGAGGUCAAAAGUUCAAAAAACUCUGCAUCUAGUGAAAAGGGGAAAACCAAAGAUCGAGAUCAUUCAGUGUUGGAAAAGGAAAACCUUGAAAAGAGGAAGAGCAGCACUCAGCUAGAGAAAGAUAGUAAUUUGGACCGUCUGAAUGAACCAGGAAAUUUCAAAAGUCUGUCUCAAUCUUCCAAAGAGACUAGAACUUCAGAUAAGCAUGAUUCUGUUCGUGGUUCUUCAAAUAAAGACUUCACUCCCAGCAGAGACAAAAAAGCCGACUAUGACAGCAGAGAGUAUUCAAGUUCCAAACGUAGAGAUGAAAGGAAUGAAUUAACAAGAAGAAAAGACUCUCCUUCUCGGAAUAAAGAUUCUGUAUCUGGACAGAAAAAUAAACUGAGGGAAGAGAGAGAUUUGCCUAAAAAAGGAACAGGAGAUUCCAAAAAAAGUAAUUCUAGUCCUUCAAGAGAUAAGAAACCUCAUGAUCACAAAGCCACUUAUGAUACUAAACGGUCAAGUGAAGAGACAAAGUCUGUAGAGAAAAAUCCUUGCAAGGAUCGUGAAAAGCAUGUAUUAGAAGCAAAGAACAAUAAAGAAUCAAGUGGCAAUAAAUUACUUCAUAUACUUAACCCACCAGACACACAGAUUGAAAAAGAGCAAAUUACUGGGCAAAUUGAUAAGAAUGCUGUCAAGCCUAAACCCCAGUUAAGUCAUUCCUCUAGACUUUCCUCGGACUUAACUAGAGAAACUGAUGAAGCUGCUUUCGAACCAGACUAUAAUGAAACAGACAGUGAAAGUAAUGUGUCUAUAAAAGAGGAGGAAACUUCAGGAAACAUUUCUAAGGACCUGAAAGAUAAAAUAACAGAGAAAGCAAAAGAGAGUGUAGACCCAGCAACAGUUGGCCAGGUGGGUGUAAGAAGCCAGAGUCAAAGCAGCCCUAGUGUUAGUCCAAGCCGAAGUCAUAGCCCUUCUGGAAGCCAGACCCGAAGCCACAGUAGCAGUGCCAGCUCAGCAGAAAGUCAGGACAGCAAGAAGAAGAAGAAAAAGAAGGAAAAGAAAAAGCACAAGAAACAUAAAAAACAUAAGAAGCAUAAGAAACAUGCAGGCACUGAUGUAGAAUUGGAAAAAAGCCAAAAACACAAACACAAGAAAAAGAAGUCAAAGAAGAACAAAGAUAAAGAAAAGGAGAAGGAGAAAGAUGACCAAAAAGUGAAAUCUGUCACUGUGUAAAAGGACAGAUUUUAAAAAUUGACUUAAUUACUAAGUCAUCUGUAUUAAAUUUUGUUAUAAUGUAAAGAGAUUCAAGCCUUGUAAAUAAUGACAUGGAAGACCCUGUGCUGCACUUAAAAUAUUGCUGCUUGAUUAUUUGAUUUUUACAUCAGAGCUUUAUAACACGAACUUUUGUACAGAAUUGUGAGUUGUGACCAUGUAACAUGAGAGGUUUUGCUAGGGCCUAUUAUUUUUAACCACCAUUGAUUAGUUGGGGUGGAGUUUACUGUACUGUGAAAUUUUCACAUUUGAAUUUUUUUAAUUGCCUGGCAAAAGCUGAUAUCAGUUCUAAAAUAUCAGCAGAAUGAUUUGCUGAAUUCAUUACAAUCCCGUUAUGUCACUUUUUGAUUACAAUAAAAGUUUUCAGUAAACUUUUCAAA